Fragaria vesca subsp. vesca is the source of this 2350-nucleotide messenger RNA. RefSeq names its product ATP-dependent zinc metalloprotease FTSH 10, mitochondrial-like. Gene Ontology annotation, molecular function: zinc ion binding; ATP-dependent peptidase activity; ATP hydrolysis activity. Gene Ontology annotation, biological process: protein-containing complex assembly; mitochondrial protein processing. NCBI's taxonomy places the organism in Eukaryota, Viridiplantae, Streptophyta, Magnoliopsida, Rosales, Rosaceae. The record is from RefSeq and is a predicted model, not a curated record. The coding region runs from base 35 to 2221 and encodes 728 amino acids. The transcript is spliced from 7 exons. Gene Ontology annotation, cellular component: chloroplast thylakoid membrane; m-AAA complex.
GUCCAAUUUGAAAUCGGCUAUUGCAAACCCUAGGAUGCGUCGCCUCUUCUCCAGCGAAAGGCCUGGCAAGAAAAAUUACGAAAAUUACUAUCCGAAAGAUAAGAAGGGAAUUCCGAAAGGCGGUCAGAAAUCCGGGUCGAAAGAUGGCGCUGGUGAUCAGGGGAGUAAGCAGGACCAUUUUUUGAAGCAGAUUCAGAUUCAGGAUUUGAUCGCUCCUUUAUUGUUCGUGGGAUUUGUUUUGAUAUCGUUACUGCCACAACAACAAAAGCAGAUAAGUUUCCAAGAAUUUAAAAACACGCUACUUGAACCUGGGUUGGUGGAUCACAUUGAAGUGGCAAAUAAAUCAGUUGCAAAAGUGUAUGUGAGGAGCUCCCCACGCACUAAAGAUGAAACUAGUGAAGAUUCUGUUAAGGGGCCUGAUGACAGUUCUUCUGGAGGAGUUUCGAGCAAGUACAAGUACUAUUUUAACAUCGGGAGUGUUGACUCUUUUGAGGAAAAAUUGGAGGAAGCCCAAGAAGCCCUAGGGGUUGACAGUCAUGAUUUUGUUCCUGUAAUUUAUGUAGCGCAAGUUAAUUGGUUUGGAGAGCUGAUGAAGUAUGCGCCAACAAUCUUGCUUCUGGGAGUUUUUUGGUUCAUGGGGCGAAAAAUGCCUGGCAUUGGUGGACCAGGUGGAUCAGGUGGUAAAGGAUUAUUCAAUAUAGGAAAAGCACAGAUCACGAAAUUGGAUAAGAAUGCCAAAAACAAGGUUUUCUUUAAAGAUGUAGCUGGCUGUGAUGAGGCUAAGCAAGAAAUUAUGGAAUUUGUGCACUUCCUCAAGAACCCUAAGAAAUACGAGGAAUUGGGAGCAAAAAUUCCAAAAGGUGCCCUUCUUGUUGGCCCUCCUGGAACUGGAAAAACUCUUAUUGCAAAGGCAACAGCAAGUGAAUCCGGGGUGCCAUUUCUCUCUAUGGCUGGUUCGGAUUUUAUGGAAAUGUUUGUUGGUGUUGGGCCAUCAAGGGUUCGGAGUUUAUUUCAAGAGGCAAGACAAUGUGCACCCAGUAUAAUAUUUAUUGAUGAGAUUGAUGCAAUUGGCCGGGCAAGAGGGCGUGGAGGCUUUUCAGGUGGCAAUGAUGAGCGAGAAAGUACUCUCAAUCAGUUGCUUGUAGAAAUGGAUGGUUUUGGAACAACUUCUGGAGUUGUUGUCCUGGCUGGGACCAAUAGGCCUGAUAUUCUGGAUAAAGCACUCUUGAGGCCUGGUCGGUUUGACCGUCAAAUUACUAUUGAUAAACCAGACAUUAAAGGUCGUAACCAGAUAUUUCAGAUAUACCUGAAAAAACUCAAACUGGAUCAUGAACCGUCCCAUUACUCAGAGAGACUUGCUGCUCUGACUCCUGGAUUCGCUGGAGCAGAUAUAGCUAAUGUCUGCAAUGAAGCUGCCUUGAUUGCAGCAAGGAAUGAGAGUGCAAAGAUCACAUUGAAACAUUUUGAGGCAGCUAUUGAUCGUGUAAUUGGUGGUCUUGAAAAGAAGAAUAAGGUAAUAAGCAAGCUGGAAAGACGGACUGUUGCUUACCAUGAAGCUGGCCAUGCUGUGGCUGGUUGGUUUUUGGAACAUGCAGAACCUUUGCUCAAAGUAACUAUUGUUCCACGCGGCACAGCAGCAUUGGGGUUUGCUCAAUAUGUUCCCAAUGAAAACCUGCUUAUGACCAAAGAGCAGCUUUUUGAUAUGACAUGCAUGACCCUUGGUGGUCGAGCUUCUGAGCAGGUUUUGUUGGGGAAGAUUUCAACUGGAGCGCAGAACGACUUGGAGAAAGUGACCAAAAUGACAUAUGCCCAAGUUGCAAUAUAUGGCUUCAGCGACAAAGUGGGCCUUCUUUCUUUUCCUCAAAAUAAUGAAUUUGAGAUGAUGAAGCCUUACAGUAGCAAGACUGGUGCAAUAAUCGACAGUGAAGUUAGAGAAUGGGUGGCUAAAGCAUAUACCCGCACUAUUGAGCUGAUAGAGGAGCACAAGGAGCAUGUAGGACAGAUUGCAGAGCUGUUGCUGGAAAAGGAGGUUCUACACCAAGAAGACUUGGUCCGAGUUUUGGGAGAGCGCCCAUGGAAGUCGGAGGAGCCCACGAAUUAUGAUAAAUUUAAGCAAGGGUUCCAAGAAGAAGAUAAGGAGGCUAAACAGACAACGACUGAGGGUAAGAAUGUGAACGACGGUCAGUCACCACCUCCUCAACCUGAUCCUGCGCCUGCAUAGUGAUUAAUUCCUUACAGGGGAUGAUUAUGUUUAUAUAAAAUGAAGUUCUGUACCUUCUGAUUAGAGGCUGCCUCUUUAUUCUAACCGAUUGUAGAAGUUUGUAUAUGCAAAGGUGUCAUUUGUUUCAAG